Messenger RNA from Myotis davidii, 8173 nucleotides. RefSeq names its product CUGBP, Elav-like family member 1 (gene CELF1). The transcript has 16 exons. Gene Ontology annotation, molecular function: mRNA 3'-UTR binding. Lineage: Eukaryota; Metazoa; Chordata; Mammalia; Chiroptera; Vespertilionidae. Gene Ontology annotation, cellular component: cytoplasm; ribonucleoprotein complex; nucleus. The coding region runs from base 489 to 1949 and encodes 486 amino acids. The record is from RefSeq and is a predicted model, not a curated record. Gene Ontology annotation, biological process: regulation of alternative mRNA splicing, via spliceosome; mRNA splice site recognition.
AAUAAUAUAAUUUAUGCAAUAUGAUGGUUUGGAAAGAAGUGGCAGCAUGUAUAAGUCACUGAAAUGUCAUUGGAGUGAAGACAUAGUCCAGAGAGGGAGGUGUAAAGCUACAGGAAGCUAAAGCUGUGUGUAUUUGUGGAUCAGACAAGUGCAGCAAGUUAUUAUCAUUGGCUUCUGAAGGGGAGAGUGAGGUGAUGGCUGCGUUUAAGUUGGAUUUCCUUCCAGAAAUGAUGGUGGAUCAUUGCUCUUUGAAUUCCAGUCCCGUGUUGGAUUGAUUGAGCAUCCCAGGAAGGCUGGCUAUGGAACAUUGCAUGAAAAUCACUUGGAAUAUAAAAUUGCAGAUUCUUGGGCCCAUGCCCAGAUAUUCUUACACUGGAGUAGGGUCUAAUAAUCUGUAUUUUAACGAUAUCCCAUGUAGUUUUUGUGUACACCAGAGUGUGAGAACUAAUGGGCUGAAUGUAGGCCAUUCUGAAUAGAGCUCAAAGAAAAUGAACGGCACCCUGGACCACCCAGACCAACCGGAUCUUGAUGCUAUCAAGAUGUUUGUGGGCCAGGUUCCGAGGACCUGGUCUGAGAAGGACUUGAGGGAACUCUUUGAACAGUAUGGUGCUGUCUAUGAAAUCAACGUUCUAAGAGAUAGGAGCCAAAACCCUCCUCAGAGCAAAGGGUGCUGUUUUGUUACGUUUUACACCCGCAAAGCUGCAUUAGAAGCACAGAAUGCUCUUCACAAUAUGAAGGUCCUCCCAGGGAUGCAUCAUCCUAUACAAAUGAAACCUGCCGACAGUGAGAAGAGCAAUGCAGUGGAAGACAGGAAGCUGUUUAUUGGUAUGAUUUCCAAGAAGUGCACUGAAAAUGACAUCCGAGUCAUGUUCUCUUCAUUUGGACAGAUUGAAGAAUGUCGGAUAUUGCGGGGACCUGAUGGACUGAGCCGAGGUUGUGCAUUUGUGACUUUUACAACAAGAGCCAUGGCACAGACAGCUAUCAAGGCAAUGCACCAAGCACAGACCAUGGAGGGUUGCUCAUCCCCCAUGGUGGUAAAAUUUGCUGAUACACAGAAGGACAAAGAGCAGAAGAGAAUGGCCCAGCAGCUUCAGCAGCAGAUGCAGCAAAUCAGCGCAGCAUCUGUGUGGGGAAACCUUGCUGGUCUCAAUACUCUUGGACCCCAGUAUUUAGCACUUUAUUUGCAGCUCCUUCAGCAGACUGCCUCCUCUGGGAACCUCAACACCCUGAGCAGCCUCCAUCCAAUGGGAGGGUUAAAUGCAAUGCAGUUACAGAAUUUGGCUGCCCUAGCUGCUGCCGCUAGUGCUGCUCAGAGCACACCGAGUGGUACCAACGCUCUCACUACAUCCAGCAGUCCCCUCAGCGUACUCACCAGUUCAGGGUCUUCACCGAGCUCCAGCAGUAGCAACUCUGUCAACCCCAUCGCCUCCCUUGGAGCCUUGCAGACAUUAGCUGGAGCAACAGCAGGCCUCAAUGUCAGCUCGUUGGCAGGAAUGGCUGCUUUAAAUGGUGGCCUGGGCAGCAGUGGCCUUUCCAAUGGCACUGGGAGCACCAUGGAGGCCCUCACGCAGGCCUACUCGGGGAUCCAGCAGUAUGCCGCCGCAGCGCUCCCCACUCUGUACAACCAGAAUCUGUUGACACAGCAGAGUAUUGGUGCUGCUGGAAGCCAGAAGGAAGGUCCAGAGGGAGCCAACCUGUUCAUCUAUCACCUGCCCCAGGAAUUUGGAGAUCAGGACCUGCUGCAGAUGUUUAUGCCCUUUGGGAAUGUUGUGUCUGCCAAGGUUUUUAUAGAUAAGCAGACAAACCUGAGCAAGUGUUUUGGUUUUGUAAGUUACGACAAUCCUGUUUCUGCUCAAGCUGCCAUCCAGUCCAUGAACGGCUUUCAGAUUGGCAUGAAGCGGCUUAAAGUGCAGCUCAAACGUUCGAAGAAUGACAGCAAGCCCUACUGAGCGUGCUCCCCUCUGAGACUGGAGUGAGGGUCUUCUGGUAAGUUGGGGAGGAGCACCCUUAAUGAUUCGAAGCCCUAAGGCUGUGUGUUGACAGCCCUGGACCCUGAUCCCUGCCACUCUCGCAGGCACAGCUUGCCCUGAAGACUCGGCUACUGCCUUCUGUGGGAGUUUCGCUUCGUACAGAGGACAAGUUUGUGCUUUGGUUUCCAGUGUUUUACUUUGGAGUUUAGGUGCCAUAUUCUGAGUUUCUUUUUCUUUAUUUAAAGUUUGCUGUGUUUGUAACCAGUAUAUGUUGAGAAGGACCAACAUCAAACCACCCUGGGGGAGGAAAGGGAAUGGAGAAACAUUAAAGAAGAUCAGAACUUGUCCAGAACUACCCUGAGAGAGGACUGAGUGAAACCAAAAACUGACCCCCAGAAUCUCCCUGAGUUUGAGAGUGGAUGAAAUGAGAGCUGCCGUCCAAGAGCUGGGGAUGGGAGGGUGGAGCUGGUGGGGUUGGCUUUGAGGAGAGAGAGGGACUUGAUUUCCACUGCCCUGCAGGUGUCAGCGGGAACUCUCCUAUAGCUGCUUCUAUGGAAGCACUGAGAUUUUGUCCAGGGUUUCUGCCCCUCUUUCCCAAGAAGGGGCUAACAAUUUCUGGAAAUAAAACACCCGUUAAAUUAGCCUGAUGUAUGCAAAAAGCAGGGAGACACCACCCAUUACCAGCUGUUCCAGCCAGCCAUUGGUGUUGGGCUGGGCUUGCCAGCUUGGGGGCUGUUAGAAAGAAGCAGCCGCUCAGGUCAGUUUUAGUUUAUGUCAACAGGUCAUUAGACCAGGACCCAUUUCUUACAGAGUGUCUAGGGAGACACACUGGUUUCCUGCUUUGUAGUUGACCACAGCAAGGAGUGUCCUUUCAUCCCAAGCCACCGUUUUAUCAUGACGGCAGAACCAAGAGGGGCUUACAGUACCUGGCUGAGGGGGCACUCCUCCUGAGCAGAGUGAUCAAAAGCCAUCUAGUUGGGGCAGAGGAGCCUGCUUCUUGGUGCACCUGCAUCAGAAGGUCCCUUCAAGCCAGAAUACUUCAUUUGCCAGAGGCCAGCCAGCACUUGGUACUUAAAAGGACUAAGAAACGCAUGCUUGCCUCCUUGGUUGAGGUGUCCCAGAUGUAGUAUUUUCAUCAAGGCAGUCCCGUCUUCUAACCACUCCAGCCCUGUCUUCUUCUCUUGGGGACAGAGGAGACAACAGGACGUUUACAGCCUCCAUAUGGACUUAGUGUUUAUUUACCUCAGUAUUAUCAUGUUCGUUUCUGUCCACGUGCUUAUAGUUAGCUCCCUGCUGCCUCCCACGGCCUUACUCCAGCUCUUGCCUGUGAUCUCCCCAGCCUCUGGGCUCUGCCUCUGCUCCAAGAAAUACUGGGGGUGGAGAGCCAGGAAGGACAUGCUGUGGGAAGUGCACUUGGGCCCAGGCAGCCCUGUUAGGAUAUGACUUUUAUUCCAGGCCAGUGACUGGGUCCCUGGGAUCUUAAAUUUCACCAACAUCAGUCCUGACCCCUAGCAGCAGAGAUGAGAUCAAAGGGUUGGUUUGCUAAUAAGUUGGGUGGGGACUCUCUCCUUGUCAUGCUGUCCAUUUGGGUCACAGACAGGGAUUGACCAUUGUGCUGUUGUACAGAUAUUUGGUUAUCCCACUGAAGCUGGGACAGCUGUUCCCUUCUCAUAAUAACUUGGGUCUGUUGUCCUCUAAGAAACGUGAACAUACUUCUUAAGCUGAACCACGUAAACUUGAAUUCUGCGCACUGGGUGAAAUGUGUCCUGUGUUUCAAGGAUAAAACUGUUCCAAAGGCUUCCAGGGUCAUGAUGGGAUUUUUUAAAUAAAUGCAAAAAAUAAAAAUGAAAAAAGAAAAAAGAAAAAAAAAUGCUAGGUUGGGGAGGCGCUGUUCUGAAUCCCAACCGGCCGGAAUUAAGAAUGUUGUUUCUAUUUUUAUAGAAGUUUUAUACAGCUCCGGGGUGGAGAAUAUUUAUUACCUAAAUUAUAUCUCUGGAAAAGGCCAGGAUUUUGUAGAAUCCAGAAUGUGAUUGUUAUACACACAGGGUGCUGUGUAUGAUUGAAACUACUGACUUUCUGUAGCCUGUUUGCAGCCCAGCUAAUCUGCCAGAGGGGGAAGGAAUUAAUGCUGUGAAUUGGCGGUGGAGGGAGCUGUGCUCUCCAGGGUGCUGUGGUGCUGUGAUCACUAACCUUCUGUUCUGUCUUCCUCCUUGGCCAUCGUGGGGUUUUCCAAAUCCCAGAAGUCCACUCCGUUCCCACUUUUUCCCCUCUCUCCCUCCUCCCCCAUUUCACCAUUAUUGCCCACAGAUUUGUCCUGGGCUCUUGAGACUGUCAGAAACCCCUUUCCAAACGACAUGAAGGCAAAGGUGUGAUCAGCCUGCCUUUGAUACCGCACCCUGAGGGUCCUGACCUGCUGUGGGUGUUCUUUUCUAAAAGGAGCAUUUGCCCCAGCAGAGUCCUGGGCUGCUGCGGAGGCCAGCGGGUGAGACUGGGCACUUCUGUCUGUUCUCUUCUCUCCUGCCCAGUGAGUUAGCGCAGCAGCACUGCCCUCGAGCACAGUUUUCUCCCCAGGCCAAAGAUGGUUUUGUGCAGAAGCUGCUCCCCUACAAGUCUCCCGGUGUGAAAGGGUUCAGCUCAGAGAGUGGAGACUCGCAGUCAAGUCUUAUGCAAUCUUUUGCUGUUGUGUGGGGGUUUCACUUACAUAAAUGUGUUUUAUCCUGUAGUAGUUUUUGUUUUCUACUUGGGUUUCAUCAUGAAAUUGAUUUGCCUUGAAUACAUCCACACUGUUCCCUGGGUCCCACAUGAGUGACCAGGGCCUGCGUGGAAGCUAAGAGCUUGGAUUUCUGGGAACAAAGGGCCAUCCCUAUAGGAUUGAGGAGAAAUCCUGGCCCCCUCCCCUAAAGAAUUCCCCCACCCCAGGCUUCUUCCUCCCUGGGUCUUUAACAGGGAGCUGGAGAGGCCAAGGCUCUGUACCACCAGAGAUCUCAGGCGUGUUUGGAUGCUUCGGGGGAAAUCCAAGCCUUAGUUUCCCUCUGUCUCUGGCAAUUGGAUGUUUUCUUGGUGUCCUCCAUGUCCUUUUUGACUUUUCCCUGUGUCCAUUGUUAGCAUGUGCAAAAGUUCCCUGUCAUUGCCCAGCCCCUGCCCCGCCCGCCUCCUCAUUUCAGGGCUGUACACAGUGAGUGUUCCUGUUCUCUCUCUCUCCGUUUGGAUGUAUUGCUCUGUGUAACUCAGUGGGUCUCCCUCUUUCUGGUUUGUUUUUUUUUCUAGAUUCCUGCCGUUUGUUCAUCGUUGUGCCUAAAGCAUGUCGAUGUGGCGUCAAGUACAUCGUCCAAAUCCCUGUCUCUUCAGCUUCUCUGAUGCUUGAACUCUCACCUUUGACCUUGUGUUUGACCUUUGAUGCUGAUGUGUAUUUUUAUUAUGUUUGUUUCUUUUCUUUGUUUUUUCUUUUUUCUUUCCUUUUUUUUUCUUUUGUGCUGCCAAAUUGGUUUUGCUAGAACGACUGCUGAAGGGGAAAUAUUUAAACUUGCAUUUGAAUAUAAAAAAAUCUAUUUUUCUAGAACUUCAUAAGAUAACCACUUGAUUUUGUGAUUCCAAUUCUUUGUAAUUGUCUUCAGAGCAGCCCUACUAGCACAUACCGCGUAGUGUUUGUAUUUCUGUGAACACACAGCCAGUCCGUUUCUAGGCUUUGUUUCUGUGUGCUUAGUUUUAAAGACAACUUUGAAGUAAACAAUGAAAUAAAAGAUGUCACUGAAACCAUUGAGGCUCCUGAGCACAUUUUGCUGAUACAGUUUGUGGGGCUUGAGGAGACCGCAUGUGUUUAUUUUUGUUUUUCUGAGUUCUCACUGCAGAAAACACCUGAACCCCUUUCCCUUUUGACAGCAGGCUGCAGCCAGCCCGCCCUUUUCCUUUUGGGGCUCUUCCUGCAGCCACCUGCAGGGAGCCUUCAGACCCUCCGGCCCCUCCCCGGCCGCUGUCCCUACCCACGCUUGUUCCUAUAGUCUCCACAGCAAAAUGUGAUGCUUUGAUACUUUUUUGGUUUUUGUUUUUGUAUUGUUUUUGUGCUUUUGUUUGGAAUUUUUUCCUUUCCUACUAAGAUUAUGCCCAGAAAAAACAAGUUUUGCAUGUUUCCUGCUGUUUCUUCACACCUUCUUAUAUAUCACCUUCACCUCUCUGUUUUCUAUAGUUUGUGCAAAAACUGACCGAUUUAAAAGGGUUUCAAAGAAGCUGUUUUAAGUUGUUGUGGGGUUGAUUAUUUUUUCAAGAUUGUAUUGUUUUAUUUUGAAGUGGCAACUUUCUCCUCUAUUGCCCUUAGAGCGUUUGCCUGUGCACUUAGACUGUCACCUCAUGUGGCCUCCAGGCCUCAGCAGGGCCUCCAGGAGGCUGGCUGCUCUGCUCAGAGAUGGGUUAGGAAGGUGCCUGAGAGGCACGGGAACAGAGGAAGAAUCCAGAAGGUGGCUGCAGGUGGGCAGGAGGCUUAGCACAUUAGGGGUAGUGAGCAUCUCUCAGCGCAGAGAAAGGAGGGUGCUCUUGACCACUCGGAGGCGGCCAUCUGUGCACUAAGCGGCAGUACACCUGCCAGCGCUUUUCCUAGGUGACAAGCACAAUACUACAGUCUUCACACUGUUUACAGCCCUGGCCACCAGCCACCCCACACUGGCUCUUCACCGCAGCUCUGCUCUUGCUUAUUAGCUAGUGAGGUGGGGUAAGGGCAGGGAUUUGUUUUUUAAAAUUGGGUGAAGAGCCAAAUAGCUACUGUCCCUGGGUGCCAGGCAAACCAGCUCCUUGGUUCCCUGAAGGGAACUUGCCCUCCUCUCUGUGGCACCAUCAGCCUCGGGGUCUUAGGGGCUUGAGUCAGAAUGUGAAUGGCAGCGGAAGAGCCAGGGGAGAUGAGGGGUCACAGGAUGAUCUGUGGAGGUGAGAGGUCGCAGAGAGAGGAGUUUGUGAUAGAUCCACCCAGAGAAGAACUGAGCUGCGAGUGGGCUGGAGAGCUGGGAAGCAGGAGUGCCCAGGGAAGGGUGGAGAGGGAGGGGUAGCCGAGGGACGGGGAGGGGUGGGGAAGGUAGAAGCACUGUUAGCACUAUCCAUGCUGAGGUUGAUGAAGGAAGGGAUCCCAGCAGAAUUUCUGGUCUGGGACCCAGCGGGUUGCCUAGUAUUAUGCUUGAGGCCAUUCUUACUAGAAGGAAAGGGCGGCCCGUGGAGGCCCAGUGUAUGGUAGACUGCUGGAUUUCCUGGAAGGGGCGAGUGGGUGGAAGGAGACCAGGAACCCCAGCCUGAGCAAACGGCCGUGCACCCUACAGUCUGACUGCACAGAGCCGCCUCUGUUGGCAGAAGGCACUGAGGCUCCCCUUCCUGUGUAUUCAGAAUCCGUGUUUGCCAACAUAUUUUGCUUUUAAUUCCAAGAGGAGCUCUGGGAAAACCUGUGGAUAAAACCAAAUGCCAAACGUUGGACGUUUCCUUUUCUUUUUCUCUCUGAUCGUUUUAAUCGUUCUGUGGUGGUUUUAAUGGAUUUGAGACCCUGGAGCGGCAGCUGCCUUUCUGAUUUCCAGCUGCUUUUUGUGAAUAAUUUAAAAAGAAAAAAAAAAGAAUCUUUACAUUUUGGAGACAAACCUGUGUGAGUUUUUUAUUGGUACAAACGUUGUAUUUAACACUAGGGGUUUUGUACAGUUUUUUGCCUUUUCUACUAGAAAACAAUGUAAAGUGAUUUCACAAUGUGAAGAGAAAAAAUUGCCACUAUGACCAAACGCACAGUCUGUUCUGCAGCAACAACGGGAUUCAAUCAACUCAAAGUCGUGAUUCAGCCGUAGAAAUGCUUUUCCUUUACCUUGUUUGAGCUUUUCCUUUCUUCCCUGUUUUGAUUUGCAAAAGAAAAUGUCUUUUUUGUGUGAACUUGUGUUGUACUAUGUAGAAAAUUAUGGAUUUUACUUUAAUGGUUUAAAAAAAAGGCAAGAAGAGCCCUUGUCGCUUUUCUGACCUGAUCACAGUUUGUGUAGUGGAUUAAAAAAGAAAAAAAAAAUUGUUAAAAGUUUGGAGCAAGGGAGUAUGUGUUUAAAAGAAAUUUCCUUUUUUUGUGUGUUUUUCUUUUUUUCCCAAUGGGGAACCUAAAUCUGUUUUAAUUGCACAGACACACGGACAAAAAGUCAUUUUGUAUCUGCCAAGUGUGGUACCUUCCUUUGUUUAUUUGCUAUUAAACUGUUUGAGAAGAA